Messenger RNA from Microplitis demolitor, 1041 nucleotides. RefSeq names its product SAP domain-containing ribonucleoprotein. Gene Ontology annotation, cellular component: nucleus. The transcript is spliced from 7 exons. Gene Ontology annotation, biological process: poly(A)+ mRNA export from nucleus. The coding region runs from base 223 to 981 and encodes 252 amino acids. NCBI's taxonomy places the organism in Eukaryota, Metazoa, Arthropoda, Insecta, Hymenoptera, Braconidae. The record is from RefSeq and is a predicted model, not a curated record.
UUAAGGAAUCGAUCGUGUGGUUGGUUAUUUGUUAUUUGGUUUGCGUCGUUAUUGGAAACAAAGUUAGACCACGCAUUGCAGAUUGCAUUAUUAUUUUUAUCAUACACGACUAUUUAAAUACAGUUAAUUGUUGAAAUUAAUUAUUUAAACUUAGUAACAUUACUAUUAUAAUUAUAUAAAUAUUCAUAAAAUAUUAUAAAAGAUAUAUUUUAAAAAAACAUAAUGGCUGAUUCGUCGUAUGAAAAAGGACUGAGCGAACUUUCAAAAAUGAAAGUCGCAGAUUUAAAAGUAGAAUUGAAACAAAGAGGUCUACCUACAACGGGAAAUAAAAAUGAACUUGUUGAGAGGCUUCAACUUGCUAUUCAUGGCGAUAGUGCACUAUCACUGGACGAGACGACGGAAGAAAUUUUAGAUGAAGAUGCUGUACUUGGGGAUGAAGAAAUAGAAGAAUUGUCACCAGAGAAACCAGAUUCUCAAGAAGUUGGUGAAAAACGAAAACUAUCCACAGAUAAUAAUCCAGUGUCUGCUAAAAAAAUAGUUCUAAAUCGUAAUUCAGUUAUUGAAGAAAUAAAAGUUGAUAAACCGAGUACUGAAGAAGCACCGAAACCUGCUGAAACAAUUGAACCUCAGAAGCGUGUAAUUAAAUUAUCGGAAGUCGGAAUAAAAGAGCGAUUGGAAAUGAGAGCUAAGAAAUUUGGUGUCCCACUAUCAGAAUCAGCAAAAAAAGAAGCUAGAUCUGCUAGAUUUAAUAGCAUUAAUAAUCAAAAUAAUAAAUCUGCGGCGUCUAUUAAAAUACCUGUUGAAACGUCAGUUGAAACGUUGAAAAAACGCGCUGAAAGAUUUGGUACCAACGUUUCAAACGUUGUGGAAAAGGUUGAAUUGUUGGAAAAAAUAGAAAAACGCAAAGCAAGAUUCGGUGAAGUUCAACCACUACCAAUUAAGAAACCAACUUUUGUUAAUAGAGUUAAAUAUGUCAAAUGAUAUCAUUUAUUGUAUAUGCCUUUAUCAAAACCUAUUAUUUAAAGUUCAUAUUUACCCUUG